GUACCUGGUAGUGCCCAGUACCAUGGUAGUACAGGACGUACGAUAGACCACGGAUGGCUAAUCUCAAGAUUGAAGGAUUAAUUGCAGCAACAUUUGCACCUCUCGAUGAUGAUGGCGAAAUCAAUUUGGAUAUAAUACCAAAGUAUGUGGAUCACUUGAUGAAAGAAAAUGUUGAUGGUGUUUUUGUAAAUGGUACUUCAGGAGAAGGUUGCCUUUAUACAGUAGAGGAAAGAAAGAAACUUGCUGUGCAGUGGUUUAACUCAGGCAAAAAUAAGUUGAAGUACAUCAUCAUUAAUGUUGGUUCAGAGUCCAUAAAAGAUACACAAGAACUAGCUAAACAUGCUCAAGAUAUAGGGAUAACUUGUAUUGCUGUCGUGUCSCCUGUUUACUACAAACCACAAACUGCAGAUGCCAUGACAGAUUAUUUGGAACAAGUGUACAAAGCRGCACCAAGAAUACCAAUGCUUUAUUAUCAUAUUCCUAUGAUCACUCAUGUCACAUUUUCUUUGGAGUCAGUUUUCCAUGCUGCACAAGACAAAGUUCCUUCACUUAUUGGGGCUAAAUUCACCAGUAAAGACCUUGGAGAUGUGCAAAGMUGUCUGGACAUUUUUGAUGGAAAAUAUCAAGUGCUUUAUGGAGGAGAUGAUAUGAUUCUUGGUGCAUGUGCGAUGGGAACCACAUCAAGUGUAGGAGUAUCAUUUAACUAUGCUGGUUCUAUAGCAAGAGCUUUAGUYGAUUCAUUCAAGAAAGGUGAUUUAGUCAAAGCCAGAAAACACCAGGCUGAUUUACAAUCAAUUCUUAAAGUGAUUCAAGACAAUGGUAUGUUUGAUUAG
Molecule: messenger RNA, 833 nt
Organism: Exaiptasia diaphana
Lineage: Eukaryota; Metazoa; Cnidaria; Anthozoa; Actiniaria; Aiptasiidae
Product: N-acetylneuraminate lyase
Exons: 11
Coding region: 54-833 (259 amino acids)
Biological process (GO): N-acetylneuraminate catabolic process
Molecular function (GO): 4-hydroxy-tetrahydrodipicolinate synthase activity; N-acetylneuraminate lyase activity
Source: RefSeq, a predicted model, not a curated record